AUGGAUCGUCGAAACCAAACCCAACAAAAACCGACGGUAAAAAAACGUCUGCCAGCCGACAACGAUGAGACCGGUCAAAUGACACCCCUAAACUCCAAGGGAUUUCUGCGCCGACAACGAUUGAACUGUUUCUACACCAAUGAUCAGGAUUUUCUCAGUAAGUUUCCAGAAGUGGAACUACUACUACAAUGGAAUCUCAAUGCCGUAAACGAAACCUGGUUGACGACCAAAAUUUUAGACUCGGAGAUGCGAUUACCAGGCAUGCAGCUAUUAAGGCGUGAUCGUGCAACGCGAGGUGGGGGCCUGUUGCUCUAUUAUCAUAACAGCUUGCAAUGCGAGCAAAUUGAGUGCCCGUUUGCUGCUUAG
Echinostoma caproni is the source of this 366-nucleotide messenger RNA. Lineage: Eukaryota; Metazoa; Platyhelminthes; Trematoda; Plagiorchiida; Echinostomatidae. The record is from the annotation of a GenBank genome assembly.